AUGGUGUACAUCAAAAGAAAACGUUUAACAUGCCGUACAUCUUGGGCUUUGUGGUCAAACGUGCCGUCAAGCAUGAUUGAUUCUAUUCAAGAAUUUCCGUCCAUAGCUGAUAAUGUAAAUAUUGGGCGACAUACCUCGAGUCUAAGAAAAGCGAAGAUCACAAGAAUGGUACUAACUCCACCACUAACUCUGGAUCAGUUGGUGAGGUUACUAGAAAAAGAUCAAUUGGAACCAGAUGACGAUGAUGAUAAACGAACAAUUGGAAAUAUGUAUGGGUUUAUCCCAACAUUAAUGGAAUAUCCAAAAAGGGAAGCCCGCCUCCACCUCAAAGAACCCGAAGACAACAAAUUACUACCACAUCUAAAAACGAUAAAUGUAGUGGUAAAAAAACUGAAUCAAACGGAAUUUCCAUCCCAACCAAUAUUCUUACAAAAGAUGCUCAACGAUCUAAGAAGGUUGAAUCUCCUAAACUACAUCAAGAAAAAUUUGGAGGUCAAUAUCAGAGAAUUUGAUGGGAAUGAGUUGACAUUAAAUCCACCAAUUCAGCCAGGUGAUCUAUAAAUCUUUUUGCUUAUUCGCGUUAAUUUUACCUAAUUGGCAUCGUUUGAUGCUAUGGCACAUUAGAGUUAGGACGAUCGCUUUCUUUGAAGAUCAUAAAAAAUACGUAGAAUUUUUAGAUCUUUUUUACAGUAACUAUAUAUCUAGUGUAUAAAUAACUCAUUCAGACAUCCCACAAACACACAUUCC
Rhizophagus irregularis DAOM 181602=DAOM 197198 is the source of this 747-nucleotide messenger RNA. RefSeq lists its product as uncharacterized. The record is from RefSeq and is a predicted model, not a curated record. NCBI's taxonomy places the organism in Eukaryota, Fungi, Glomeromycota, Glomeromycetes, Glomerales, Glomeraceae.